AGGGCAUCCAUUCCCUACACUAAGCAGUUAAACGACCGAUUCACGAGGCUGAGGGCGACCCUGACAAAACGAUCCUUCUGUAGCUUCACUCCCGAGAUGGCGUCACAGCCAGCUGCAAAUACUUGAAAUUUAGUUAUUUGCAGACUCAUUUCAAUUAAGUAGACCGAGACCAAUCAACAUGGGCAGACUGGGGCCGUUGACAUCGCAGGGACUUGGUCGGUCGCCAUAUGACGACGUAGUACAAGGGGAAGGCCCAGAGGAUCCGCGCGGCCCCCAGCAGCUCUACGAUGAGCGCGGCCGCCCCAUCAACCCGGAGACCAAGCGCAUCAACAGGGACAUCAUUCGGUCUCACAACGAGGUGAUGAUGGUCAUUGGCGUCGCUGAGCCUGAUCACGGCAUUGCCGAGUUUGAGGCUGGGCGACGGCAUCACCAGUACGAGGACCGGAUCGGGCGAAGGCUUCUUGUGGUCGGGGGCGCCCUUGAGACAGCGGCCAUCUGGGGUGUCAACGGCAUAAGGCAGCGCAUCUUGCUUUACAAACAAUACUCGCAAACAACCUUCUACGGCAUGUUUCAGCUUACCGGGAGCCGACAGUCUCUCGCCUCGUACUUCUUUGGCGGCCUGCCUUCGUUCGUGGCUAGUAAUCUUCUCGAACAGCUCUCCCUUGUGAAAGCCAGGAAAUACCCUAUGAUUCAAUAUGCAACUACGUACCUACGCCUCCACCUGGCUAUUUACACAUUCUUCCAGCGCACCGGAAUCUUGCCCUUCAGCCGUCUCCUUCCCAAUUGGCGCUUCUUUAUCCCGGGAACCAGCGUAUCACCCAUUUUUCUCCCCCCUUUGCCAGCCUCAAUUUGGCCGCGGAACCUUCUACAAUGGGCUGGCGCAUUGGCCCUAAGCAUAGCGCCUUUUGCCGGCUUCUACCUCUAUACGAAGCUGUACAGCCUGGUCACCAGGACGCUGCGACACAAGAUUCACCGACUCCUCCCGCGUCCACACAACGCCAACAAGCGGCGGCAAUUCCGGGACGGUACCCCUCUUCCUCCAGGGCCAGAGUUGAUGCCCACCGAACUUCGGAACGCGGAGCCAGUCGAUCCAGUCCCUCCAACCCCGACAACAACCCGACGACAAAGCAGCCUCUCCAUCCGUGGCGGCAACAACAGCAACAACAACAACAACAACAACAACACCGCCACCACCUCCUCACGGGGUCUCUCCCCAGGACAACAAGACGACUUUGCAAGCGACGACGAAGAAGGCGAGAUGAUCAACGCGACCCUGAUCAGCUUCGACGUCGAAGCCACCGACCCGACUCCGGACCCCGGCCCCACUGCCAACACCGCCGGCGACACAGCCGCCAUCAAUGCCGCCCCCAACGUCUGGGCCGCUGAGCUCCGGCCCAACAUGGGCCCAUCCGCCGGCGACCGACCCUCCCCGCUCGCCCCCGGCGGUCCCCGUGGCCCGGAACCUGUCUACCGCGAGAACGUGCUUACCCGGCUGCCAGCCCUCCUCGCAACCGACGUGCUGGCCAUCACGCCCGCGCGGCUGAUCAUGACGCCGCUCGCGGCCAUGGUCUGGCUCAGCCUGGCGAGGCCGUACAUGGCGAGGCUCGGGAUGCCGCUGGACGGGGUAGUUCAGGAGGGCGCCGGGUGGUGGUGGGGGUUGAGGUCGGGCAGGGGGUUGGUGAACAUGCUUGGGCUGGAGCUGCUUCUGGCGGUGAUGCAUGGCGAGACGUGGGCCCUGUUGAUGCUGGUUGCGGAGGGGUUUCGGUAUAGUGAGGAGGAGUGGAAUGAGCGAGAGGGGUGGGGAAAGGGGGGGGAGGGAGGGGAAGGGGCCCCAGGUGCGUUAGAUUGA
This is a messenger RNA of Parathielavia appendiculata, 1849 nucleotides long. RefSeq lists its product as uncharacterized. The record is from RefSeq and is a predicted model, not a curated record. The coding region runs from base 179 to 1849 and encodes 556 amino acids. The transcript has 4 exons. Lineage: Eukaryota; Fungi; Ascomycota; Sordariomycetes; Sordariales; Chaetomiaceae.